AACUAUUAGCUAACCAGCAAUUUCUUUCUCUUUCUAUAGAUCAGCUGUUUCAUGUGUUGGCUAUGCACAUGAGACUCUACAGCAUUGAUUCUGCUUACAAUCCAUGGAAGAAACUAACACAAUUGAUACAUGAUGAAGAACUGGAGAUGUGCAGUGAGGAUCAAGCAGAGGUUCCAGUGCUUUAUAAGGAUGUCUCAUCUCUUUUGCUCAUCCAGAUCUUAACCAUGCCUCAGCCACUGCGCAAAGAACACUUUGUUUGUAUCAUAAAAGUGCUCUUCACCUUGUUGUACAUACAAGCUCUAGUUGCACUUUCUGUGAAAUGCAGCCCUGAGGACAAGAUGACUUGGAUGAACUCAGGAGCUCUGGGAAAGAGUAUGAUCAAUGCAGAAAAAUCUUGUCAGGUGUUACUGAGCCAUGUGAUCAGUGAACUUUUCAAAGGGAAGGUUUAUGAACAAGAGCAAGAGGAAACUGAAGAUAUGGAUAGCUCUAGUGCUUGGUGCCCACACUCCAUAGAGACGUAUGUGCAGCAAUUCUGCCUGCCUUUCCUCAGGAUAACCAGCCUUCUUCAGCAUCAUCUCUUUGGAGGGGAGCUACCUAGCUGUCAGGAAGAUGAAGAAUUUACUGUCCUUGCCAACUGCCUGGGUUUGCUACCCUCUUCUUUUCAGUCGUCGGAGUUUCCUAGUGCCUCUUGCCUUGAUUGGCCUGUGUCAGCCUUUGACAUUAUAUCCCAGUGGUGUUCUGAAUUGGUCUCGUUUGCCGACAAGCAUCCAGUGCAAGUCAAGAUCUUACUUAUACAAAAACCUAACUGGGACUUACCACAUCUCCUACAAUUGCCUGAAAAUUAUAAUGCUGUUUUCCAGUACUAUCACAGAAAGAGUUGCUCGGUCUGUUCCAAAGUACCCAAAGAUCCUGCAGUUUGUUUAGUUUGUGGUACUUUUGUGUGUUUGAAAGGACUUUGCUGUAAACGGCAGAGCUUCUGUGAAUGCGUCUUGCACUCGCAAAAUUGUGGAGCUGGAACAGGUAUCUUUCUUUUGAUCAAUGCAUCUGUAAUCAUCAUAAUUCGUGGUCAUCGGUUUUGCCUUUGGGGUUCCGUUUACCUGGAUGCUCAUGGUGAAGAAGACAGAGAUCUCAGACGUGGCAAACCGCUCUAUAUAUGUAAGGAAAGAUACAAAAUGCUUGAACAGCAGUGGGUAUCGCAUACUUUUGAUCAUAUCAAUAAAAGGUGGGGGCCACAUUACAAUGGUUUAUAGAUCACUAACCAUUGUGCUGUCUCAUCCCCUUUAUUACGAUUGCUCCUUGAUCGGCUUAAGGGAGCGGGAACCCAUUCUCUCUUUUCCCCGGGGAAAGUGUGAAGCCAGGUCAUGAAGUGAAGCCCUACGUUAAUUAGGUGCUGGGUAAUUUAAAAACACAAAGGAAUUAGUUCUCCUAAUUUGAUACAUUAUCUAAAUUAAUUUUAUAGUUGUUGCUUUCUAAUCCACUAAUAAACAAGCACAAAUUGUACUUUAAAAAUGCCACUGAAUGGCUACUGAGUGUUUUAUUUUUUCCCUGAUUGGGGUGGUUGGACUGUGCUGAUGAACUGUAUAUCUGUAGACACCUGCUAAACACGUUGCUCCUUUUGUCUUUUUUCUUUGUGUUUUAAGAUUUUGCUCAGUAUGCAUUUGUAAGUAUGUAAGAGUUGUAACACUUUCAAUUUGUGGAAUUGUAUAGAAAUGUCUAAAAGAUUUUUAGAAAAUAUUUCGCUUAUUGCCAGAAAGCUAUUGAAAUAGUUUCAGGCAUUGCUGAAAACCUUAUUCAUUCUCAGGAAUUUCAUAGAUAUACUCCAGAGAUUAGUGAAAUAGCUGUAAAAUAAGUGGUUUACCACUCUGAAUAUAAUACAACAUGUACACAGUGUUGUGCCUGACAUUUCAGUUAAUUUAAUUACAAAGGAAACCUAAGACAUCUAUUUAACUGCCUGUGUAUAUGCAACAUUCGUAAAAUGCCCCAUGUGGUCAGUCAGACACUAUCCCAACCACACAUGCCCUUUGUCUCAUUUCCACCAGCUGACUCCUUCAGGUUGCGGGGGGGUUGUGGUGCGGGAGAAGGCAUCAUGGACCUCUUGCUGGUGAAAUACUAUUAACUGAAUUUCUCCUGCUUUUGCAAGCAGGGAGCAAUUGCCACCCUUUCUGCUUAAUAGGAAAUUGGGGUAAGGCAUUGAAUUGCAAGAUGGCAGCGGUCAACUGGCUCCUACCCCCACCUCACCCCCUUUGCAUCUCAAGUGAAGAAUGCUUUGGCCUAGAACGGAGACCAAGGCCAUGCUUGGCAGAGUCAUGCCCCCUUUCCACACCCCUAGCCUUUGACUCCUGGAUUACCCAGAGGAGCCAAUGUGUGUAUCUGGUCACGUACAUUGUUUUACACACAGGCUGGGAGGAUGUGAGCAGACCUUUGUGUUGGGUAAAUUAGGACCAGAGCGUUUUGGUUUUGAGGACUUUGAAAUCAACCAGAAUGGGCAUCCUUGCCAAAAAGAAAACAUAUAGGCAGGCAGUACUUUGCAGUGCUGAUAUUUUGCUGCCAAAAUGCUUUUCUUCUUUCUCACAGAGUUAACAAUUUCAAACAAUGCUGUCAGGCAUUUGUGACAUUUACAUACUUUGGACAUAAUUUUUUUCUCUAAAGCCUUUACCUGGAAAAUAUUUUUUAAAAAGUGUUCUAGUUAUAAAGCCUUGCAUUUGAUUGAAAGCUGCUUUCUCUUCAGCUAUGGAAGAUCACAUGGGCCAUUGCUGUGGAGGAAGUGGGAUUAUUUAUGUAAGGAUCUUCAAAGCCCUUUCAGUUUUUAGAAAAAUAUAAUGUAAAAUACAUGGCAAUAGAUUGUUUUAUCAAAAAUUGUGUAAACAGACAUGAACACAAAUAUUUGGAGUAUUCCUAUAAGCCUGUAAAUUGUUCCAUCAUUAUUUGAAACAUUGUUUUUUGUCUAAAACAUGACUUCAUUUGUCACACAUGAAAUGUGAAUGUGGUCCUCCUCUGUUACGUUUGCGUUGCUCGCCUACGAGAACCAAGCCAUUUUAUGAGCAUUUUAUGAAAUAUCCUGGGCAUCUCAUGGCAUAACACUAUGACAGGGCUUCUCCUCUGUAUAGUUUAAAACUUCACGAGAGAUAAUGUUUUCAGAAAAUGAGUAAAAUGUGUUAUUUAAAAUGGAAUGUUUUUGAUUGUGUAUAUGGCUGUGAAGUAAAAUUAUUAGCCUUAACUUUAAAAUCUUGGUAUUUCACGGUGUUCAUUUUGAUACUAGUGCAUUAGUCACUGGUUUGUUUAAAGACAAAAGACAAGACACUCGUUUGGAAAUCCUACUUGAAAUAUGCCUGCAUGCUGCUGAAAUGGAAGUUGGAUUCCUCCCAUAACUUCUUAAAAAUCUGCUUUAUUAAACCUACUUGGAGAGUGUAACAGGUCCAAGCUAGAAUGGUGUGCGUGUGCUGCGUGUGCUGCUGCCGCCGCUGCUGCUGCUGCCGCCGCUGCUGCUAAUUCCUCCAGCGUCCUGGUGAGAUACCUUGUAUGAGUGGAAAUCUGAGUACAGUACAUUACUGUAGAAACAGAAUCAACAUGUAAAACUAAAACUACCAUAAUCAAUAUUGUAAAAUAUGUUAAUAAAAGUCUACUGUCAUUA
Molecule: messenger RNA, 3631 nt
Organism: Python bivittatus (Burmese python)
Lineage: Eukaryota; Metazoa; Chordata; Lepidosauria; Squamata; Pythonidae
Source: RefSeq, a predicted model, not a curated record